Messenger RNA from Physcomitrium patens, 2030 nucleotides. RefSeq lists its product as uncharacterized. NCBI's taxonomy places the organism in Eukaryota, Viridiplantae, Streptophyta, Bryopsida, Funariales, Funariaceae. Gene Ontology annotation, cellular component: Golgi apparatus. The record is from RefSeq and is a predicted model, not a curated record.
GUAUGAAACUGUUCCGUGGCUCAUAAAGGUUCCUACUCGUAGCUCCGAUUCCUCUGUGAACACCGCAACUUCUUGGCUCUUGUCAAGGUGGGAAAGCUUGCACAAGCCAUGGCCUGUCACAGAAUCACGAAAAGACAUUGCAUAACGUCGAACACUGGCCAGUCUCAAGCGCUCGAGUGGGUUUUAGGACUGUCAGAAGCACCCACCAGCAAGCUCCAUCUCGUCCUCUGUCUGACGCUGCUUGUCCUAGUGGCAAUUUGCUUCAUAAGCUUGGAAUUUCGGUUUCUGGGAGCUGGUCCCCGGGUUUCGAGAAGCGGCAUAGCUAAUAGUGUAGUGCAGAGGAGAGACGUGGGGGAGAGGCGAUACUUGUAUUGGGGCCCAGGAAUCGAUUGUCCUGGGAAGUAUUGUGUUCAAUGUGGUGGACUUGGUCACCAGGAGUCAAGCUUGAGAUGUGCUCUCGAGGAAGCUUUGUUUCUCAACAGGACAUUUGUGUUGCCAUCAACUAUGUGCAUUGCCAAGGAACACAACAAUGCAAAGCUACCCCAGCUUAGAGAGGACCAAUGCAGGUUGGAGUUGAACAGGUGCUCCAUGGCUGCGCUCUACGAUCUGGUGUUAAUGUCGCAGACAGUGCCUGUGAUUGCAUCAAACUCCAAAGAAUGGCAUGAUAUAUUUUUACGAAAAGACACGGUGUUUGUUCAAGUUGAAGGCAUAAAGCGGGAGGAACUGAAGCAUAAGGAAAUGUUUCGGCAAGCACACGUUGUAAAUCGCACUGCAAACAAGCAGGCGUGGUUUAUGGAGUGCAAGAAUCGACAUAAUCAAAGUGCCAUUAUGCUUUCUUAUUCCUUCCUACAGACAAUGGUUGCACCCCCACUUCGCGCUGCUGCCGAGCUCAUCAAAGAGGAGCUGAAAGACUACGAUGCAUUACAUGUUCGCAGAGGUGACAAAGUGAAGGUUCAUAAGGCAAAAUCUGGAGCACUUCGCACCAUGUACGCCCACCUGGACAAUGACACUCAACCAGAGGCCAUACUAAAGCGCAUCAAGCCUUGGAUACCUGCAGGCCGCACUCUUUACAUUGCCACUGAUGAGAGACAAGUUCACUAUUUUGACAAGUUAUUCUCAAAAUACAGGGUGAUGAAGGCAAAGAAUUUCUCUUCAAUCUUGGACACUGUCGUUCAUAAUAAUUAUCAGCUGUUCAUAGUAGAGCGGUUGGUGCUUAUGGGAGCGAAGACCCUGGUUAACACGUGGAAGGAGAAUGCUGAUGAUCUAAGCUUAAGUGACGAAACGAAAAAGAAACUGCACCGAUGGGAGCAUGCUGUAAACUCAUCAUAACGUGAGUACCCGCUGCGCAGGAUUGUGCCCUGAGCUUGUGUUUCUCGAUAUCAUGCAUUUGUGCAUAAUCUUUUGAUACGAUCAACGCACUAAUAAGGCAUGAUUAAAAAAAAGUUGAGAAGGAUGCUCCAGGCUGCUGGAAAACGUUCCGCAAGUUACGCAAGCAUUAAGGUGCCUCAUCACGAGCACCAGCAGGCUACUUUUACUAUUGCAACACCAGCUGCACCAAUAUGCACAUUAGAACGUAAAUGUGACUAAGUCACUGCAUUUUAAACUACCGAAACAGCAUAAACGUUUCAUAAGUGCAUCGUGAACCGGGACAUAAUUCUGAACAUAAACAGCAACGUUCCAACGAUUGAAUUCGUUCAAGCACUACAUGACUAACGAAGAAAAUGUGAAUACAACUCACUCUACAACUUGCCAACAUGAGAUAACUGACGUAAUAACUAUAUUUACCAACUCAUACACAGGUGUUGAACUCAUUGGCCUACUAAAUCCCCAAUAGUCAACUUCUAGACACAUACACAUACCUCCAAUUUCGGCUUGGCGGUCUCAAAACCCUAAAAUCCUUCCAAGAAUAGGAUUAGGGUAGAUGAAAACAGUGUAACGAAAAACUGAUCGGGAGAUUCGUGCAGUGGAUGCAAAAGCUUCAUAUCCUCGUGAUUAAAAUGUUUUUUUUUUGAAACAACGUUGCAAUCUCC